Molecule: messenger RNA, 2058 nt
Organism: Setaria italica (foxtail millet)
Lineage: Eukaryota; Viridiplantae; Streptophyta; Magnoliopsida; Poales; Poaceae
Product: aquaporin PIP2-5
Exons: 1
Coding region: 60-914 (284 amino acids)
Biological process (GO): transmembrane transport
Cellular component (GO): plasma membrane
Molecular function (GO): water channel activity
Source: RefSeq, a predicted model, not a curated record
UUCAACAGGCAGCGCCUGUACGAUCGAUAGGCUUCCUUGCUUUCAGUAGUCGCUAAUAUAUGAAUCCUAGUGAAUCCAUGGAGGCCGCAGGGGGUAAGAAGGACUACAAAGACCCUGCCCCGGCGCCGCUCGUGAACGCCGGCGAGCUGGGCAAGUGGUCCCUGUACCGCGCCGUCAUCACCGAGUUCGUGGCCACGUUGCUCUUCGUGUACGUCACGCUGGCCACCGUGAUCGGGCACAAGCGCCAGUCCGAGUCCCAGCCAUGCGGCGGCGCCGGCGUGCUGGGCAUCGCGUGGUCCUUCGGCGGCAUGAUCUUCGUGCUCGUCUACUGCACCGCCGGCGUCUCCGGCGGCCACGUCAACCCGGCCGUCACCUUCGGCCUUCUCCUCGCGCGCAAGGUCUCCCUGGUGCGCGCCGCGCUCUACAUCGUCGCGCAGUGCCUGGGCGCCAUCUGCGGCGCGGGACUCGUCAGGGCCUUCCACGGCACCAGCAGCUACCUGCGCCACGGCGGCGGCGCCAACGAGCUCGCCGCCGGCUACUCCAAGGGGGCCGGGCUGGCCGCCGAGAUCGUCGGCACCUUCGUCCUCGUCUACACCGUGUUCUCGGCCACCGACCCCAAGCGCAAGGUCAGGGACACGCACGUCCCGGUGCUGGCGCCGCUGCCCAUCGGGUUCGCGGUGUUCAUGGUGCACCUGGCCACCAUCCCCAUCACCGGCACCGGCAUCAACCCGGCCAGGAGCCUGGGGCCGGCCGUGGUGUACAACCAGCGGAAGGCCUGGGAGGAUCACUGGAUGUUCUGGGUCGGCCCGCUCAUCGGCUCCGCCGCCGCCAUGGUCUACCACCAGCUGGUCCUCCGCGCUGGCGCCGCUAAGGCCUUCGCGUCCUGGCGCAACAACAACCACACCGGAAUCUGAUCGAAGCACCAGGAGGUCGUCGGCAUCCGUCGACACGAUGAUUAAUUACUUGGAUUCUACUUGGCGUGCGUGUAUUCCGUCUCCGAUAUCUCGGUCCUGUAUGUGCAUUCCUGCCAUUUCGAUUAUUCCAGCCUGCGUUUCGUUUUUCGUAUCGUUGCCUAUUUAUUGCGUAGUGCGUACCACUACGUUCUGCUACCACACUACUGCAUACAUGUAUUGAUUUGAAUUUAUCCUAUGUGAAAACAUUGCACACUGUUCUUAUAACUUGGAGAACACAGAUACAUUGAGCAUGUAUGCUGGUGCCUUCCAUUGAGCAUGCAGGAACAAGACGAUGUUUCCAUUGAGCAUCGCAGAAACUUUCUUUGGCAAUAUGGCGAUGUAGCAAGUGUCUUAGUUGGCAGGAAAUUGUGGAUCGUACGCCACCUAUCCUGACCUUAGGUGGGAUUUUCAUCUUCCACAAAUGCUUCCACCACUGACCAGAACCAGAAGCCGAUGGCCUUAAUUGCUUCUGCAUGGUCAGCUUCUAACAUCUGGGUAUCUUUUAGCAAUCGAUAAGCAGAUUUUACAGAGUAUCUCUUAUUCCAUUUUGCUCAUAUGCCCAGGCCAAAACAUCUUCCAGCAUAUUUGUCCCCAACGAAACCUUUUAAGACUGCAUGCGCAUCAAUAUCCGGCUGUGCCAAGUUGGUUUUCAGAGCUUCUAUGUUCCAUGCCUUACUAUCUUGUUCAAUCAGGUCUGCAACAUUCACCACAUUAGCUGUUUGCAGUUGAAUAUUGGGCUUCAAUGGCACAUUGGUUGGGAUCCAAUUAUCGUUCCACACAUGAUUGAUGAUACCUCUAUUCAGGAUAUCUCUGACUCUGCCAUGUAACAAGUCUCUCCAAGUAACAGAACUUCUCUUCUUUCUAGUAGACCCAAGAAAAUUAGUAUGGGGUAAUAUUUGCCCUUCAAAACUCUCCUGCUUAGGGACUCAGUAUUUGUUGCAAGUCUCCAACCCUGCUUGCUGAGAACAGCCUGAUUGAAAAGCUUAAGAUCUCGGAAGCCCAUACCACCUGCUUUUGGUUUUGUGAGAUUCCUCCGCUUCAACCAAUGGAUCUUGUGAUUGUCACUGGAACUCCCCCACCAAUAAUUUGAGAUUUCAUUCGCUGA